AUGGCGUCCUCCACCGACGACCCUGGAUUUACACAACGGAAGGCGAAGAAGAGGAAUAUUGAAGCUGAAGAAGAAGAAGAAGAAGAAGAAGAAGAAGAAGAAGAAAGCUGUGUGGAUCGGAUCAGUGAAUUACCAGAGGAAAUCCGGGUGAGUAUUCUGUCCCUCCUGCCCUUCAAGGAAGCGGUCAGGACUUCAAUACUUUCAAGUAGAUGGGUAGAUGUAUGGGAAUCCGCUGUCACCGAACUGGAAUUUGAUGCCCCAGAAACGCAUCCAGUUUCUCACUCGGCCUCAGAAGAUCCAUUACUUUCGGAGAAAUUGGCCGAGUUAAAAAAAUGGGUGAAUCGGGUUGUGGCAAAGCAGAUGGAAAAGGACAAGCAAAUCACCAAGUUGAGGGUUUCAUUCGCCUUGACUGAUGAAGCCAAAUCCGAUGAGGAUGUUGAUCGAUGGGUCAAGUUCGCAUUAAUGUCAGGAAGGCUCGAGUCUCUUGACCUGUCCUGUUUCAUGUAUCACGGCUGGUACUAUCGUUUCCCCUACUCCAGGGUGAUCCAAACUCCAGAUAGGUUGCCCCACUUGAAGCCCCUCAGAUCGUUACGAUUGAGUUGUGUUAUUGUCCAUGGAAAAAUUGUUGAAUACUUGGUCUCUAAUUGCCCUUAUCUUGAAGAAAUAGUCCUAACCAAUUCAGGCGGACUAUGGAAACUCAGAAUUGCUGCUUCGGGUUCAUCACCAUCACUUGCAUUGAAGCGGUUGGAAUUGAAGCAUUGUGGGACUCUAAAGUCCUUGGAGAUAGCCGAUGCCCCUUGCCUCACCCACUUAACGCUUCUGGCUCCUGAGAAAUCUGAUAGGUUGGUUAAACUGAGCAUGAAAAAUUGUGUUGCUCUUGUGGCUGUGAGCAUAAGUGUUGGCUGUCUGGAACCCGAUUUCGCAAUUGAUUCCAUCUCCAGCCAUGCUGCUCAGUUGGUGUCCCUUACCAUGAAGAUUGACCCACGGGAGAUUUGUUUCUCUCAAGUGGCCGACGAGUUCACCCGCCUCGAGGUGGCAACCACAGUUUCGUCGGCUUGGUUACGUUGA
This is a messenger RNA of Linum tenue, 1068 nucleotides long. The record is from the annotation of a GenBank genome assembly. NCBI's taxonomy places the organism in Eukaryota, Viridiplantae, Streptophyta, Magnoliopsida, Malpighiales, Linaceae.